Molecule: messenger RNA, 3084 nt
Organism: Didymodactylos carnosus
Lineage: Eukaryota; Metazoa; Rotifera; Eurotatoria; Philodinida; Philodinidae
Source: the annotation of a GenBank genome assembly
AUGCCGAUUAAAAAAGCAUUGAUUUCGCAAGAAGAAAAAGUUUUGUGGCUACAAUUUUAUCAAAAAAUUUUAACUCGUGAUGGUUUAGAAAGUUUAGUCGAUUCAACCGGUGCUAUAACAGAAUUAGUAUUUCUUCCAAAUCUUACAUUUGCUAUGAUAUCAACAAUUUUACAUAAACUACAAUAUUUGCCAGAAGAUUGUUUCAUUACAUUGCCAAUUGAAGUAAUUAGUUCAUUGGUCCGAGCUGCAGUUCCAAAACUUGAAAAAACAUUUGAAUUUAUCUCUGCUAUUGUUGAUGGCGUUCGAAAGAGACAAAUUUUGAGUGUAGCAAUGAUCUUUCACAAAAGAGAUGAUAUCAACACAAUUUAUGAUUCAUAUGAAUUUGUUUAUGAUUAUGAAAAACAAGUGGGUCGUUUGACCUCAACAUCGAUUGAAACUUUAGAACACUUGUUUUAUCAACUUGAAAACAAAUUUAGUUGGACAGAAAAGGUGCCAAAUGAUGUCGAAUUGUCAUUUAUACUACAAGUUUAUGAUCAUUUUCAAAAUAAUGAAAGUUUAGUUCCUACGCCAUUUAAAUUUAUCAGUUCAAACACGAAUCAAGUCUAUAAAAAUUAUCCAUCAUCGUCAAUUCUGGGUGUUUUAAAAAGUACAAAUGGAGAAAUUCAAUUUAAAUUUGCGCCACCAACUAAAGAAGCAUAUAGUGAAGAUGAAACAUCAAUGGAUAUACAAAAACCAACGAAAGAAAAACAAGUACUAGCCGCUGAAAUAGCAAUUCAAACGGCAGUUGCUCGCGGUAAUGAAACAAUCACUGAUUUGUCGACAGACAUUGCUGCUGCCUAUGUGAAAACAAGUACACCAAAACCAAGUGAGACGGCCUCCAAAAAUAUUCGAGGUAUAAUAACACCAGCACUUCGCGAUUUAUCAACAAUUCGGGCUACACCCUCAAUAAUUGAGACGACCCCAACAAGAAAACAAACACUUCGUGGUGCGGCGACUGUUCCUCAAACAAUAAUUGCAUCGGAAAUUGAUAUUCCUGGUACACGAAAAGUUUUCGUAGCAAGUACACCCAAAGCAGGUGAAACACACUCAAAAAUAAUGAUAGACGGUCGACAAACGUCAUCAUCUCGUCUGCAAAAUUUGUCAACAAUUCGUGCUUCACCAUCUGUUAAAGCGACGUCCACUAAAAUCACAAAUACUCCUAUUCCUAGUGGUGCGACAGCUCGAAAACAAACUGUUCGUGGACAAGCAGUAGCACAUCCAAAAACUGAUUAUGAAGAUGAUGUUGACGAGGAGCAAGACGAAUUACUUGGUCAUAAUACGGAACAAAUAAGAGUACAAAAAUUAAAAGUAUUCAAAACACCGAAAAAACAAGACGAAGGCGAAGAUUUGACAUCAACGGUAAUAUCAUCAAUAUCGCAGGUUUCAAUUUCAACACCACCUACGGGCAGAAAACGUCGAACGGAUAGUUCACACGAAUCUUCAUCACCCAAAACCCCUCGAACAACAAGAAGAAAUGUCUUGUCAAGCAAAAAUGACGAUAACACAGUUCCGAUUACAUUAUCUCCAAUGUUAACUCGUAGUACAACGAAAAAACUGGCAGCAUUAGAAAUAAAGAGCGAUAAAACAGAUGAUGUUUUAUCUCGUAAAAAAUUGAAUUUCGACGAAUCAACAUUGUCUACACAAUCGGUAAGUAUCAUACGUUCUCAUUCGAUAUAUAUCUAAAUUUUCUUGAAUUCUACAUGAUUAUGUUUUUACUUGUGUUUUGAGACAUAUAGAAAAUGAGUUCUGAAUAUUUGAUUGAUCGUUAGAGACAAUAUAUGAAAAAAGUGUUUUUCAACAUAGAUCCUAUGUGUUUUGUUGUUUUCUGAUUAUGCAGAUUUCUUUGCUUUUCAUUUUAGAAACACUCGUCAUCUCGUCCAAAAAAACAAUCCGUUAGCGAAAAACAUUUAUCAUUCGGUGGGUAGGCAAUACAUAGAGCUAAGCUAAUUUUUCUUUUUUCUAGAUUAGCGCUAUUGAUAAUCGGCAAUUCAUUUCAAUUUAAUGAAAUUCAAUAUUAUGAAAAUGAAAUAGUGUCUUAUUAGUAUAGACCUACACUGUAUGCGUUCUUUAGUUUUACUUUUUUGUAAGCGAAAUGCGUUGUUGACUAAUUAGACUUAUGAAAUAAAUGAAGGAAACAAGAUUUUUCUUAUAAAAUAUCAAAUCUGUUAAAAAACUGUCAAUUUUAAACGCGUAUAACUCGAUCACGAUGUUUGACCUACGAGGGAAAGACCCUACGUUGCAAAUCGUUUUUUCGAUAAAACUAAGUAGACUAUAUGUAAUUAAUGAUGCUAAUUCCAAAUAUGAACAUCGGAGUUGCUCUUAGGCUUUUAUUGACAAGUUUUCUGAAAAUUGAACCUGCAGAAAACCAAAAGAAGAGAAAAAUUCGGAGAAGAAAAGUUUUUCUGAAUGCGCCAUUUUGUAGAGGACACAAAACUGUCUAUGUUCCAUAAAUUUUUGUUUUUCAAAACAAAAAUCAACAACGUAGGAAAAUUUCUGGUUUUGAUAGAAAAAUGCAGAGCUGGGCAAGUCAAGUCAUCUUUGACUUGGUAAAUUUUUCCAUGACUCAACUUGACUUGACUUGGAGAUUUUUUGAAAAGACUUGGCUUGACUUGUGACUUGGCCUGAAAAAUCAAGCCAAGUCAUCAACUAAGAAAAUCAGGUUUUUGUGGCGAAGUUUUGGAUAAAAAAUACAUGUCGGGGAUUUUAAUCCAGUAUUAGAUAAAAGUGCACUUCCACCGAAAAACUAUGGCUUUAUAAGUGAUUUUGGACAUUCUCCAAAAGUAAUUAUGAAGACUAAAUCGCAGAAAAAUCCAUUCUUUAUCACUACAGUAGGCGAGUACUCAAGAUUCCGCGCUUACUGUAAUGACUAUAAAGAAAGGUGAAGUCCGCAUAAGAACGGAAAUCGGCCCACUAACAAUAAUCGGUCCAUACCUCAUCAAAAUCACAUCCAAUUAUGAUAUUCGAUGAUUUCGACCCUUCCGACCGCUUUUAGUCGAAUAUACCCAACAGAAUCCACUCGAAAAGGAGCGAUGAUUUAGCACCCAC